AUGCGUCGCGCACUGUUUUGUCCAGCAGCCACCGUGGCGGCCACUAUUCGCUUUUACACCACCCGUUUCUUCACGGAUAGCCACGAAUGGGUAGAGCAUGGCGACGGCAUUGCGACCAUUGGUAUAACGGCGCAUGCGCAGGAGAACCUUGGUGACGUUGUUUACGUCGCAUUGCCAAAUGUUGGUGAUAAAAUAACAGAGCGAGAUAUGCUGGGAGAGGUGGAGAGUGUGAAGGCUACAAGCAAUGUUUACUGUCCUGUCACCGGUGUCGUGCAUGCGGUUAACGAGAAAGUAAAGGAUGAGCCGUCGCUGAUUAAUCGCUCCGCGGAGGCCGAUGGCUGGCUUGUCAAGGUUAAGUGUGACGAGAUACCAAAGGGGCUUAUGACUGCCGAUGAAUACAACAAAUUUAUAGAAUAG
Molecule: messenger RNA, 417 nt
Organism: Trypanosoma brucei brucei TREU927
Lineage: Eukaryota; Euglenozoa; Kinetoplastea; Trypanosomatida; Trypanosomatidae
Product: glycine cleavage system H protein, putative
Exons: 1
Coding region: 1-417 (138 amino acids)
Biological process (GO): protein lipoylation; glycine decarboxylation via glycine cleavage system
Cellular component (GO): cytoplasm; mitochondrion; glycine cleavage complex
Source: RefSeq, a predicted model, not a curated record